AUGGGCAGAUGGGUGACAUUUUCAUGGUUGUGUUGGACAGAAAAUCGUCCCAGGGAUAUGGCUACUUCAAAGAUUACAUUCAUAAAAGACAUUGACCCAGUCAAUUCGGAUGUCACUAUCAAAGUGAAAGUAUUGAAAUUAUGGACGCUCAAUUCUAAAUUUAAUGAUAACGAAAAGUAUUCCAUCGAAAUGAUUUUCUUGGAUGAACAGGGAACUCUAAUUCAAGCUAAUGUUUUCCAAAACUUAUUUUAUAAGUUUGAAAAAAGUCUUCGUGAGGGAUCCGUUUAUGAAAUUACCACCCUAUCUGUUGCCAAACACAAUCCACAUCCGAAAUCUACCAUCUUUUCUGAUCUUCCAAAUAAAAUAACCUUUGUAAGGGAAACAGAACUUAAGGAUUCUCUUGAUUUUCCGGAAAAUGUUUUCGGAUUAUCUUUUGUGGAUUUUCAGAAAAUUAAUUCCAAGGUUAUCCCAACCCAAAGAUCUGUUGAUGUUAUUGACGUGGUUGUCUCCCGUACUACUAUUAUCCCCUCUCAGAAAAAAGACAAGCAGAGAAUCCAUCUUGAGCUCAAAAACUUGGAUGGUGUACAUCUUAAGGUCACUUUGUGGGGUCAUUUUGCCAACAAAGUUUCUGAUUAUCUUGACAAUCAUAACACUGAUGAUUGUGUUGUUAUAAUUGUGCAGUUUGCAAAAAUAAAUGAUUAUAGAGGUAAAUUCGGUGUUGCAAGUUACUAUGAUGUCACAACUGUCUUCAUCAACACUGAUAUUGAUGAAAUCAAACAGUUGGCUAAGGAUAAUGAAUCUUCACAAUCAUCCGGUACCAUCAGCUUGAUUCGGACGAAACAUGUUUCAAUCAAUGAUGAUUUCUUAAAAAAUAAUGAAGUUAAGACAAUUUACAAAAGUAAAGAACCUGUCCAGGUUGAAGAGUUCAUCAUUGUCGGUACUAUAAUAGGUAUCCGCCAAGACAAACCUUGGUGUUACCAAAGUUGUCCCGACUGUCACGUAAAGACAGUAGAAAUUCCGAAUACCAAUGAAGAUGUGAAACUUUACAAGUGUACAAAUGUUGAAUGCAACAAGUCUACUAAAGUUCCUAUCCCAAGAUACAUGAUUCCAGUUUGUGUUCAAGACGAUUCUGCUUCUACAAUCUUAACUAUGUUUGAUCGGGAAGCAUAUGGGCUCUUGGGAAUUUCAGCCAGAGAUUUAGCAGAAAAACAUACUAGGCUUGGAUUCAGUUUGGGCAUAUAUCCUCCUGAACUCAAUUUUUUGAAAAAUAAGCAUUUAGCUUUUAAAGUGAGUGUCACGAAAUAUAAUGUGAAAUUUCAAAACAGUGUCUACACAAUCUCAAGGGUAACGGAGGAAAAGCAAAUAAUUGAGACUUUGGAGAGAAAGUUACUUCAGUUGCAGCCUGCAACUUUAGAGUCUUUGAACGAUGGACCAUCCGACUCCAAUUCCCAGGAAAAAAUAGUUACCAAGGAUUGGGUUUCACAUUCUGAUGAAAAUGUUACACCGUCUACCGGGGAUAUUUUGACACCAACAAGUUCUAAUCAUGUAAAAAGUACUCCGAUGAAUUUAACACGCAAGUUUGAAGAAGUGUAUGAUGUGGAACAGUAUUCGAAUUCGUCAUCAACAAAAGCACCACGUCUUUCAACUGGAACUGGAGAGGGGAUCAAGCUUUUGAUACCAAAAGUUGAAAAAUAA
Messenger RNA from Lactuca virosa, 1695 nucleotides. The record is from the annotation of a GenBank genome assembly. Lineage: Eukaryota; Viridiplantae; Streptophyta; Magnoliopsida; Asterales; Asteraceae.